Molecule: messenger RNA, 383 nt
Organism: Guillardia theta CCMP2712
Lineage: Eukaryota; Cryptophyceae; Pyrenomonadales; Geminigeraceae
Exons: 2
Coding region: 32-313 (93 amino acids)
Source: RefSeq, a predicted model, not a curated record
UCAAUUGCGGGUAUCCGAAGAGGGCAGCUACAUGCACAAAGAUUGUUACGAUCAACGCAAUGAGAUCAUGAUGAGACUGCGAGAGGGUGGUGACUCAAACGUGCAAAAUUCCAACGCACUUGACGCUGGUCAAAAUUUCGAAUACCGCGGACUCUGUGGAGUUUGUGGCCAUGAGGUGUAUACAAAUCAGCUGCGUGUCGGUCAAGAAGGCAAGUACUUUCACAAAUCCUGCUUUGAUGAAGUCGCUUCGAAGACCCCCGAGCAGAAUCAACCCAUCAGCGAUGCGAGAAAAGAUGAAGAAUAUUUCGUUUAAACGUGUAAGUUAUGUUGUCCAUGAUGAAUAAGACCCCAUUAUUUAGGUAGGGGUCAAAGAAUGAAAGAAA